Molecule: messenger RNA, 2819 nt
Organism: Hypomesus transpacificus
Lineage: Eukaryota; Metazoa; Chordata; Actinopteri; Osmeriformes; Osmeridae
Gene: supt20h
Product: SPT20 homolog, SAGA complex component
Exons: 23
Coding region: 283-2766 (827 amino acids)
Biological process (GO): regulation of transcription by RNA polymerase II
Cellular component (GO): SAGA complex
Molecular function (GO): transcription coregulator activity
Source: RefSeq, a predicted model, not a curated record
UCCGCCCACUACUUUCCAUACCGGAAGUUUAGCUUUUGUUGUCACACUGGAAGAAAAUGGCUGCUGCCCUGAGUUUUUUUCAAUGAAGACACUGAAAUAACACAUUGUAUCUUGCAUUGGAAUUACUGUUUACCACUAUGCAACCAAAAAGACAGGUGUGUCCACAUGCCGUGUUGAUGUACAGCAGGGUUUGAAUGGUCUUUCUAUGGAGGUGACGGUGUGGGUCUAAGGUCAGACUGCGGCGUCUCCUGUCACUGACCCUGCAACUGGUGGAGGACCACAAUGCAACAAGUUUUGGAAUAUGCAUUAGAUCGGGCAGAGUACAUUGUCGAGAGUGCUCGUCAACGCCCAGCCAAGAGGAGAGGCUCGUCCGUGAGGAAGAGCCUGUACCAGAAGCUGUACGAACUGUACAUCGAGGAGUGUGACAAAGAGCCGGAGCUGAAGAAGCUGAGGAGGAAUGUGAAUCUCCUGGAAAAGCUGGUCUCUCAAGAGUCGGUGUCGUGCCUGGUGGUCAACCUCUACCCUGGGAAUGAGGGCUACUCUCUCAUGCUCAGGGGGAAGAACGGCUCCGACUCUGAGACGAUCCGUCUGCCUUACGAGGAAGGGGAGCUGCUGGAGUACCUGGAUUCAGAGGAGCUGCCCCCCAUCCUGGUGGACCUGCUGGAGAAGUCCCAGGUGAACAUCUUCCACUGUGGCUGUGUGAUAGCUGAGGUCAGGGACUACAGGCAGUCCGGCAGCACCAAGAUGCCCUCCUACCAGAGCCGCCACAUCCUGCUGCGGCCCACCAUGCAGACCCUGGUCUGCGACGUCCACGCCAUGACCAGCGACCACCACAAAUGGACCCAGGACGACAAGCUGCAGCUGGAGAGCCAGCUGAUCCUGGCCACGGCCGAGCCCCUGUGUCUGGACCCCUCCAUCUCCGUCACCUGCACCGCCAACCGCCUGCUCUACAACAAGCAGAAGAUGAACACGCGCUCCAUGAAACGGUGCUUCAAGAGGCACUCGCGGGCGGCUCUCAACCGCCAGCAGGAGCUGGCCCACCUGCCCACGCCCCCCCAGCUGCGUCUCUAUGACUACCUGCAGAGGAGGAAGGAGAGGAAGCCCGCCCCCUCGAUAGACCUGAAGAUCUCCAAGGCCGGAAACUGUGUAGACAUGUGGAAACAAAGCAACUGCCAGCUCACAGUCCCCAAGGAAAUCGACGUGGAAAAGUACGCCGUCGAGGAGAAGUCUGUGAAGUUGAAGGACUCCCAGCACACCGUGUGGCCCGCCGAAGAGGUGGUGGAUGACUACACGUUUGAGUGUGAGGUGGGUGGCCAGGCUCAGAGGACCAAGGUGUCCAUCUUCCAGUCGAUGGGCGACCCGCUGGUGUACGGCAAGAUCUACAGCGCCAAAGAGACCAGAGCAGAGGAGGAGAGCCCAGACCUGCAGCUCAUCCACCCACCCUUCCUCAUAGGAUCCAAGAUAGAUGCUGACCGGUUCCUGCACCAGUACAAGGGCGUGUAUGAGAGGGAUGUCAAGUGUCAGGUGAAGAUGUCGCACUACUCUGGACCUGUGGGCCAGGGCCACAUCUCCCCCAGCACAGAGGCUGAGGCUGACGGUCUGUCUGCUCUGGUCCAGUCAUCAGUCCUGGGGAAGGGGGUGAAGCAGCGGCCCCCGCCCAUCAAACUGCCCUCCAGCUCGGCCUGCAGCUCCUCAGGUAACCUGUACAUGUCCCAGACCACCAGUAGCCUGCUCAAGUGUCCCACGCCACCCCCGACCAAGGGGGCUCUGCUGAGCCGGAAACCCUCCCUGGAGCUGAGCCAGCCUGGCCUGCUGUCUCCCUCCGCCCUGUCCCCCAUGGUCCCCACUCAGCGCUCAGGCACCCCGAAGCCGUCCACGCCGACCCCCACCAACACGCCCUGCUCCACCCCUCACCCCUCCGACCUGCUCAUCGCCCCUCCCUCGCUGACCCCCACGCCGUCGGACCCCCCCCUGCUCCAGCCCCAGCCCGCCCUCCUGGCACCCUUCGCCCAGCCGCAGCUGGCCCUGAGCCAGGCCCUGCCCGUCAUGACCAUCCCCCUGCCCACCAUGGGCACCUCCAUCACCACGGGAACCACCUCCUCCUCCCAGGUCAUGGCCAGCACGGCCGGCCUCAACUUCAUCAACGUGGUGGGCUCCGUCUGCAGUUCUCAGACCCUGAUGAGCUCCAGCUCCAUGCUGGGGGCGGGCCUCAACCUGAGUGGACUCCUCCCCCCUGGGGGGCUGAUGCCCACCAUGCAGCCCACGGCCCAGACAGCGAGUCCCUUCGGUCUGAACAGCAGCCCAGGACUGAGGCCUCUCAACCUCCUGCAGAUCCCCAUCUUUAACUCUCUGCCACAGCAGCAGCUGUCCCAGUUCUCCCCCCAGCAGAGCCAGCCAGCCACGCCCAGCCCCCAGCAGCAGGGAGAGCCGUGUGACCAGGGGUCAGACGGCGGCCUCUCGACCCAGCAGACGGCCGUCAUCAACCUGACGGGGGUGGGGAGCUUCAUGUCCUCCCAGGCCGCAGUGCUGUCCCAGUUGGGCUGUGGGCUGGACGGCCCCGUGCCCUCUCUCUCUCCGCGGCUCCAGCAGCAGCAACAGCCACAGAUCCAAUUGCAAUUCUUGCAGCACCAAAUGCCGCCGCAGCAGCAAAUGGCUAUGGGGGCGUCGGCGGGGGCACCGCAGGGGGCGUCGCCACGGCAACAUACCGCCAGCCAGCCAAGAAGUAAGAGGAAGCGGAGCACGCCUCAGCCACUCCCCAAAUCAUGACAGAGAGCGGGGGUCUUAGCCCAACCCCUCCCUCCCCCUCCUCCUCCUCCCGC